UUCACCGUAGUAGACAUGGCGGGUAUGAACUUUCGUGAAUGACGGUAAUUGUGAUAGAAUUAUUGCCAGGAAGUUGUGUAUAUUGUGAUUCCUAAAGUUUAACAACGCAGUUUGAUGUCGUAUAAAAUUUAAUAAAGUUAAAAAUGCAGAAUGUAGCACAAGGAUCCACUUCAGAUAACCAAAAUCCCGAAAAAGUGAACGUUCAACACGAUAUAGGGAAAUCGUCGACUCCCAUAUCAUCCAACUCGAGCCCGACGAAGUCAGAAACUGAGACAUUUUCAGAAUUACAACCAAGAUUUAUGACCGAUUCAUCGGAAAGUGAAGAGGAGGACGUGUCUGAGGUCGAAUCCUUUGUGAUUGAUCAGGCAGAGUUGGACGAAGAGGCACGGCUUGAUACAUCCAAAUUCCUUUUGUCACCAGAGGAUACUGAUCAUUCGGUAGACCCAGAAACACAGGCAAGGUUGGAGGCCUUGCUUGAAGCUGCAGGUAUUGGAAAGUUGUCUACUGGGGAUGGAAAACAUCUAGCAGAUCCUGAAGUUCUUCGGCGCUUGACUUCGAGUGUGUCCUGUGCGUUGGAUGAAGCUGCUGCAGCUCUUACUCGUAUGAGAAGUGAGAAUCCACGUCCACAAACUGAAACAAGAUCUUUAGUGGAGGCGUGUUCAGAUGGCGAUGUUGGAACAGUGAGAAAGCUACUGACAGAGGGUCGCAGUGUGCACGAAACAACUGAGGAAGGGGAAAGCUUGCUGUCCUUAGCCUGUUCUGCAGGGUAUUAUGAAUUAGCGCAAGUGUUGCUUGCAAUGAAUGCCAAUGUGGAAGAUCGUGGUAUCAAGGGAGAUUGCACUCCUUUGAUGGAGGCUGCAUCAGCUGGGCAUGUGGACAUUGUUCGCCUUCUCAUUGCCCAUAAUGCUGAUGUCAAUGCACAGUCUUCAUCAGGCAACACUCCCUUGAUGUAUGCAUGCGCUGGUGGCCAUGAGGAAGUGGUUCGGACUCUACUUGAGGCUGGAGCUAAUGUGGAGGACCAUAAUGAGAAUGGGCACACACCACUCAUGGAGGCUGCCAGUGCAGGUCAUGUUGGCGUUGCAAAGAUCCUACUAGAACAUGGAGCUGGAAUUAACACUCAUUCAAAUGAAUUCAAGGAAUCUGCUCUUACAUUGGCAUGCUAUAAGGGGCAUUUAGAUAUGGUGCGUUUUCUUCUGGAGGCUGGAGCUGAUCAGGAACAUAAAACUGAUGAGAUGCACACGGCGCUGAUGGAAGCAUCAAUGGAUGGCCACGUAGAAGUUGCAAGAUUAUUGCUGGAUUCUGGAGCUCAGGUUAAUAUGCCAACUGAUAGCUUUGAAUCUCCCUUAACGUUGGCUGCUUGUGGAGGGCAUGUUGACCUAGCAAUGCUGCUCAUAGAAAGGGGUGCCAACAUUGAAGAAGUGAAUGAUGAGGGCUAUACACCACUUAUGGAAGCUGCUAGGGAAGGUCAUGAAGAAAUGGUUGCUCUCUUGCUCAGUCAGGGUGCCAACAUCAAUGCCCAAACGGAAGAAACUCAAGAAACAGCUCUUACCUUAGCAUGCUGCGGUGGAUUUACAGACGUGGCUGACUUUUUAAUAAAAGCUGGAGCAGAUAUUGAAUUAGGAGCCUCUACACCUCUUAUGGAGGCUGCUCAAGAAGGACACCUGGAACUUGUCAAGUAUUUACUUGAAGCUGCUGCAGAUGUCCAUGCCCAGACCCAGACUGGAGACACCGCCCUGACGUAUGCCUGUGAGAAUGGUCACACAGAUGUGGCAGACCUCCUCUUACAAUAUGGAGCUGACUUGGAGCAUGAAUCAGAGGGAGGUCGUACACCGUUGAUGAAGGCUUGCCGGGCGGGUCAUCUGUGCACAGUACAGUUUCUCAUUUCAAAGCGAGCGGAUGUCAAUAGGCAGACAACUAAUAAUGAUCAUACUCCACUGUCCUUGGCGUGUGCCUUUGGCCACUUAGCAGUAGUGGAACUUCUGUUAGCCCAGUCAGCGGAUCCUUUCCACAAGUUAAAGGACAAUUCAACAAUGCUGAUUGAGGCAGCUAAGGGCGGGCACACAAGUGUAGUGCAGCUCCUUCUGGAUUACCCCCAUUCAAUCAUGAUGGCAACUCAUCCUCACAGUACAGCAGUAGCAACAGGAGUAAGUGGUGCACCUGGAGCUGUGUCAAGCACAGGAGGACUCCAUGAAGUACCUGAGGCAGUGAGGGUCGUUCCCCAGGAGGAUCUUCAGGUUAACACCAGUCAGAGCAUGGGAGCAGCCAAGUCUUCUGGUAGUCAAGCAGGUCGGCUAGUAGAACAUCUAGUGCAACAGAAGCAAAAGUCUGUCCUUCGGAAAAGUCGGUCUUCAUCUGUGAUGAACGAAAACAAUUUAACCUCUCCUGAAGUCCAACAGGUACGAAACCAGCCGCUUGGAGACAGUGUUACUAGUCUUGCACCUGUUAGUCUCUUGGCGAAGGAUGAUAGUAAUAUUCUUGACAAGGGCAGUACUGCAGAUGCAGAGAAGACAAGGAAGCAGCAACAGUGUGCAGAAAAUACGAUUAUUCAGAAGCAGGCAAUCCUGGAAGAACUACAGAGGGUUGAGCGUGAGUUGCAGGAGAAGGGACCCAGUCAGCUGCUCCUAAGUUCUCCAUUGCCAGAUGGUAGUACCACAGCACAGUUUGCCCAACUGGGCAUGGCUACUGUACCUGGAGUUUCAGUUUCAACUGCCACACUUGUUCCUGGAGUGCAGCCAUUGGGUUUAAACAUCGACCUAGCCUCGCAGUCACUAGCUACGCAAGGAAUGGUUUGCGGUUCUGCCAUUUCUGGACCACUGUUCCAUCCUGGAACAAACACCACCAUCUCGGUCCACAAUGCUUUCUAUACUGGGAAGGUCCAACAAGCACAGCAGCAACUCCCAAGUGCUGUAGCCAGCAGCACAUGCAUACAACAGCAGGCUUUGAUGGCACCUGGAGAAAUGAGUGGCAGUGGGAACUUUGUAUCUGUGGCCCCUGGUGUGUACUCCUCCUCUCCACCUUCCACCCAGGUCCAGCAGCAACCAAUUUCAACCUCGCAGCCUCUUACUACAAGUGCUGAUGUAUUGCAGGCAACUGCCAUUAGUGAUCGACCAAAAGCUAAACCGACAAAGACUCAAGGGAAAAAUAAUCGUAAGGCCUAUCAACCGGUACAACAGCAAUUGCAGCAGUCACAGCAGCAACAGCACGGACAACAUUUCCACCCAUUCCCUUACAGCCAUGAACUUCCACAGCAGAUCUUACAACAGCAGCAUCCUCCUCCUCCACCGCCCCCACCUCCACCGCCGCCUCCACCUCUGCCGACACAAUCAGUACAGCAGACACUUGACCAGGAAAGUCAUCUUCAGCAACAACAACUUGUGUCUCAAAAUCAGCAGCCCAUCUGCAAGAGUAACCUGCAGAACCCAGCCGUGUUGACACGGUCCCAGCUGAUGGCCCAUCUGCAGCAGUUGGAUCCUAGCAUUUCUCCAGCCACUCAGCAGCUGACUCAAGUGCUGCAGCAGAAACACCAGCUGCUGAGGACCCUACAACAGCAGAUUCCCCCUGGUAGUGUGGAGCAUGCAGAGUUAGCUGGACUACUUUCAGAACAGCAGCAGCGCUGUCCCGUAUUUUCUGCUGCUGCUGAAGAAAUUUUGGCUGAUGUAGAGAAGCCUGUUAAGACAGAUGACACAGCUAGAAUUGAUCUAGAUGAAGCAAUGGAUGAAGUAGCCCAAACAUUAAGUGGAUUUGAUAUCGAGGGAAUGACUCUGGCUGAUAGAGAAGAGAUGAAACUCCAGAUGCAGCAGCCGUCUGUUGAUCAGUUCAGUGGAAGUCAGGCUGUACUGGAGGAAGCCAUUUCAGUAAUGGUGGCAUCGCAGGCGCCCGUCCAAGUUGGAACAACUCAGACUGACGCACGAGUCGAAUACUUCCCAGUCCCAUCAACUGGCUCUCAAAUUCCAGCUUUACAGGUUCAGCAUGGAACCAGCCUGCAUCUGCAGUAUCCACAUUAUCAGUUGACCCCUGGCCUACAGGUUACAGGAGGAGGGUCUCUUGAAGUUGCUGGUGGGAUUCAGAUCACCAGUGGCAGUGGAGCACCCCUGCAGACAGCCCAAAUCCUUAACACACAACUGCAGUCUGUUUCAGGGACAGCUUUCGCAUCCCAGCUUUUACUGCAGACACCUCGGCUUGCAUUUCCUGGUCAAGCAUUACCACCAUCUGAGCCGACACAUGGAACUGUAGCGUCUCCAAGUGGCACAGCACAGUACGUGCAGCCUUCUUGCAUGAACCACCAAGUUCAAGUGGCCACCCAGACAACAACAGACAAGAAAGGGGCAAUGACAGCUUCGUCAGCAGGGCCCGGAUCUGGCACUGGAACAGUCCCGGUGGGGAAGGGGAAGAAAAAUCGCUAUCAGUUCCAGCAGCGCCAGACUCAAAACCAACAAGUCCAACAGAAUGCUGCAGCUUACAGCUCACAGAACAUAACACAGCAAAACUAUCAGACGGAUCCUAACACAGCUGUUGGGCAGUAUCCUUCAAGUAGCCAGUAUCCAGGCACGCAGUGUCCACAAGCUCCUUUCUCGUGCAUGGAUGUAGACUCUGAAACAGACAGCAAUCAUGACACUGCGCUCACAUUGGCUUGUGCUGGAGGUCAUGAGGAGUUGGUAGAACUGCUGCUGUCUCGGGGUGCUGACAUUGAACACCGUGAUAAGAAAGGUUUUACCCCACUAAUUCUAGCAGCUACAGCUGGUCACGAAAAAGUGGUAGAAAUUCUCCUAACACAUGGGGCUGAUAUUGAAGCUCAGUCAGAAAGGACUAAAGACACACCCCUCUCCUUAGCGUGUUCAGGUGGCCGAUAUGAGGUUGUGGAGUUGCUGCUAACACGAGGAGCAAAUAAGGAGCAUCGCAACGUGUCCGACUACACUCCUCUCAGUCUUGCUGCUUCAGGUGGCUAUGUGAACAUCAUAAAACUUUUGUUAGCACAUGGAGCCGAGAUUAACUCAAGAACAGGAAGUAAACUUGGCAUUUCACCCCUCAUGUUGGCAGCAAUGAAUGGCCAUACAGCUGCUGUGAAGCUGCUGCUGGAUAUGGGUAGUGAUAUCAAUGCCCAGAUUGAAACAAAUCGGAACACUGCUCUUACACUCGCUUGUUUCCAAGGAAGGCAUGAAGUGGUCAGUCUUCUGCUCGAUAGGAAAGCAAACGUAGAGCACCGCGCAAAGACUGGUUUGACACCACUAAUGGAAGCUGCAAGUGGUGGUUAUGUGGAAGUGGGUAGAGUGCUCUUGGAUAAAGGUGCAGAUGUGAACGCACCUCCUGUUCCUUCAUCACGAGACACUGCACUCACCAUUGCAGCUGACAAGGGACACUGCCGAUUCGUAGAACUCUUGCUCUCAAGGGGUGCCCAAGUGGAAGUGAAGAACAAGAAAGGCAAUUCUCCAUUGUGGUUAGCUGCAAAUGGUGGCCAUCUAAAUGUUGUUGAACUCUUAUACAAUGCAGGGGCAGACAUUGACUCUCAAGAUAACAGAAAGGUGUCAUGUUUGAUGGCUGCCUUCAGGAAAGGGCACAUUAAGGUAGUUAAGUGGAUGGUGAAUCAUGUCACACAAUUUCCCAGCGACCAGGAAAUGACCCGAUACAUUUCAACUGUCAGUGACAAGGAACUUCUCGAGAAGUGCCAGGACUGUGUGAAAACCAUCAGAGCUGCAAAAGAUCAGCAAGCAGCCAAGGCCAACAAGAAUGCCAGUAUACUUCUAGAAGAACUAGACAUGGAGAAGACACGUGAAGAGUCCAAGAAGGCAGCAGCUGCAAGGAGGCGCGAAAGGAAAAAGAAAAAAAAACUUGAGAAGAAGGAGGAAAAAAGAAAGCUGCAUGAGGAGAAUAAAAAGAAUGAAAUCUUAUAUCAAGAGAAUGAGCAGACAAACAAGAAAUCCACUGAAAAUGAAGUCGAAAGACCAGAGGAAUGUGAAAGAGAAGUGUCUGAAGCUCGUUGUGGAGGCAGUUCUCCCGGUGCUGACUCUCCUGUUCGGAAUGGAGAACCAAUGGACAAGGAGGAAGGAGAUAGUGGAAUUGAUGCCAACAGUCAAGGUAGUUGUAGCAGUAAUGACGUAAAGUCAAAAGAGAAGCGUAAAGACAAGAAAAAGAAGAAGAAUAACAUUACUGGUGGAGCAGGUUGCAGCAAGAGUGGCGAUAAGGAAUGCUCUUCUACUGUCUCGCCAGGCGUUGACACUGCUGUUAGUCGAACAGUGGUGCCAACAAGCAGCAAGCCCUGUGAUGUCCAAGCACUUGCUGAGGCUAAGGACAAGCGAGGUCGCAGCGAGACAGAUGUUACUGCCAGCCAUUCCACCUCACAAGCUUCCAGUGAGAAUAGCAGUAUUGCUGUCAGUGGGGGCAAGCUCACCAGUCGGGGAAUGGUAACCGGAGAGAGGAAGCUCAAAGGCCACCUUGUGUUUGAAGCCUCCAGACCACACCCAGCAGAAAGGGAAGAUUUUGAGGCAACUGGCAAUGAGACAUAUAUACCUGCUACAAAAGGAAAAAAGACUUACAUAAAUCAUUUCUGUGAGGGAGAUUCAAACUCGGGUUCAUGUGCUGGCAAGAAUUCGAUGGUGUCUUCUACAAGUCCAAAACAGGGUGGCAAGAGAGAAGAGGGUUGGAAGGAGGUAGUUAGGAAGUAUUUAAAUUCCCCAUUUAGGUCCAAGAAGGUGUCUGUGCCAUUGAAUGCAAUAAGCCGAGUGAUUGGUCGUGGAGGAAGCAACAUUAAUGCAAUUCGAGGAGCCACGGGUGCCCAUAUUGAGGUGGAAAAGCAAAGCAAAGGACAAGGAGAAAGAAUAAUCACAAUUAAGGGCUCUGCUGAAGCAACUCGCCAAGCUCACAACUUGAUAGCUGCAUUAAUAAAAGAUCCAGAUGUAGAUAUACUUCAGAUGCUACCAAAAUCAUCCAAGCUUGCUGUUGUGUCAGUAUCGUCAUGGGACAAAUCUUCACAUCUAAAACUAAAUCUUCAGCAGCCAAGUCAAGUGGUGCUGUGAAUGUGCAGGGUCCAUCUUUGCUUGGUGUUGGUCCCACAUCAUUGCUGGCCAAACCCAUCUCAGCUGUUGUUGGAGCCCCAGUACCACUGAUGCCUCUUCGCUCAACCUCAUCGGCCAAACUUGGAGGAUCAUUUCCCCCUCCAGUAACAAGGGGUACAGCUCCUCGCCUUGUGGCUGCUGCUGAAAAACGUGCAGCAGCACAGAUGGCUGCUGCUUCUAACACGAAGACCACUAUGUCAUAUACAACUGCAAUCAUGACAUCUGGGAAACCAACAAAGAUGGUGACAAGUACUACCACACAGACAUUUGCUGCCAAAUUGACAGAAGCUACAUCGACCCUACAGCUUCCACCUGCUGUUGCUUCAUCCACCAUACCUGGGAAAUCUCGGGCUUCUCACGCCCAGAUGGGGACCACUCAGUCCCUGUCCACCAUGUCCACACCUUCCCAAAGUUCCUAUCAGCAGCAGGUAACUGUAACAACAACAGCAUCCACUGUUCCAUCACCCAAACACCACAGACCACUACCUGCUGCAUCUGCCCCCCCUAGCAUCCCUGGGCAGUACCAGAUGACUCCAGGCAAGGCACCAUUCUCAUCUGCCGGUCCCAUUUCCAUGUCAAAUCCACCUUCCCAAGUACCUUCAGCUACUGCUCCUGCCAUGCCUUCUGUUGCAAGUUCCAGUAACCAGGGCAGAAGCAGCACCCCUCUGAAUCAGCCCUCUGACCAACAGCAGUUACAGCAGCAACAGCAGACGGUUCCAAUGCCAGUUCCAGCCAAUACUCCACUAGAAUACUCUCUGUUCAAUGACACAUUUACCAAGGUUACACAGCAGUCGAUGUGGGGUCGAGAUAAUGAAAACUCCCAGAAAGGGAUGAAUUUUGCAAGUGUAGCUGCUACAGGAGCAGUAGCUAGUAACGGAUCUGGGGUUGCUGGAGGAAAAUUCAUUGAUAGUAUUCCACCACAGGUGGAUGCAUCCAAAGCUCCAGGUUACCGGGGCACAGCUGUUUGCUCUCCUGUAUCCUCGAAGACGAGUAGCAACAGCACAACACCACCUUCUCUGCCUUUGGCUCCAGGGACAACAUUUCAAGGUACCAGUGUUUUCUCGGCAGCGCAAUGUGUUCCUCACUCAUCAGGCACCGUGAUUACCAUGACUGCCAAGCAGCCGCCUCUGCAGGCAACCCACAGUGGCCUUGCUGUCACACGUCCAGUCUCGAACAGCAAUACACUUGACAUGCAUAGUAACUUGGGAAAUUCAGCAACAAAUCUUAGUGUUGGAAUUGUUGGUCAGCAGCCAUCUUCUCACAUGGAUGUGAAUGGUGGCACCAUAGCACCAUCACCUUUUGGGAAUCGAGCUGUCUUUCAAAGUGAGCUUCCACCUCGAACAGUUGCCAGCCAGCAGCAUGGCAUCAUAGUAUCAUCGUCUCAGUCGACACUCGAUCAUGGUGCUUUAUAUACCCCGGUGUCCGCAGCAGGAUAUGGACCUGACCCUCAGGGUCAUAAUGCAGCUUUGCUCAAGAUGGUCCCUGGAGUAGGUGAUCCGCAAUCAGUCCCACAACAGCAGCAACCUCAGCAGCAAUCACAGCAGCAACAACAACAACAUCCAAUGCUAAGUUCCUACCAUCACCAGCAUUCACAUCACCAUCCUUUGAAUUAUUCCCAGCCAAAGCCUAACUUAGGUGUUUCUUCAUCCCAAGUGAACACCAAUACCACAGUAAGCAUGUCUCGUCUGAAUCCAAGUGCACCUGACUUCUCCAUCCACCUUUCCAACAAGCCUCAGCAGCAGCAGCAGCAACAACAGCAACCUCCACCACCACCACAGCAGCAGCCACAGCAACAACAGCCCCCGCCACCACCGCCACCCCAACAAGGGGGCAACAUGUUCAGUGCCACUGCAACAUUCCAUCAGAGAGCAAGUGUGUUGCCUCAAUCUCUGCAUACCUCACCAUCUGCUUUAGGCACCAUGUUGCCCAGUGUCUCAUUCCCGUUAGCAAAAUCAUCUCCUAGCCUGUACCACCAUCAGCCACUUCCUGGCCCUGCUCCAGCUCCAGGCCCUCCUACUGCCAAUGCCCAGAGGUGGCCAUUGUUCCAACUCCCAUACCCCCACCAUCAUCAUCCUGAUGUUAUGGGUCAGAUGAGUUUUACUGGUAAUAUGGCACAGCUAGCAUCCCUUGCCGCCAGUUUGGCGCACCCUGGAAACAGUGGAGCUGCAGCAGAUAUAUUAGCGGGCUUGGAGAAUGGAGCAAUGGUAGGAGGAGGCAACUCUCCCGCAAUGUCUCCAUCAUCUCCUGCCAAUGCAAAUCCAGGCCCAGUAAGUGAGCCCAACCACCACAAACUGGAAGAUCGCAAGAUACCACCACGACCCAUUGGCACAGAACGUGCCAGUUGGAAGAAUAAUUAUGGAAACAUGAGCGGUGUAGGAGCAGGUGCAGACCUAGACCCCAACUGGAUGCUUGGAUGUGAACCUAAGAUGCCCGUCUCAUGGGUGGGCGCUGGGAUGAGUCGCACUAUGGAAAGGCAACAGUUAUAUAGGGCCAGUGCCUCACAUUAUAACCGAUUGACCCUAGCAGAUGAACUGCCCCACAUGAUGGAUGCAAACUUCCAGCCCGGACACUCUGAAAACCAACACCCAUUCCACAAUGGAGGAACUGCAGCCGCCCUGUCCAUGAUGCAUCAUGGUCUGCCCCUGUUGCCACACUACAGUGUUGGAGCAAGUUUAGGGACAGACAUGACGGCUACCGAUGGUGUUAAAAUGGAAGCACCAAGCUGGGAAGAUGGUCGCCUAAAUAUAGCAGAUGUACAAGAGAAACAACAGGGCUGGGCCACUAAGUGGAGUCACUAAAUCUCAGUGGAAUUAGCAGAAAAAUUGUGCAGCUGUGGAGAUAGUAAAGAUGUAACUCUUCUAAGUAUCUACAUUUUUUUAAUUGAAAUAUGUCCAGUUGUAGCUAAGAAAUAUGCUUUGGUCUUUUCAUCUAGUGUUUGGGAUACAAACCUUUGGUAGCUAUGUUAGAAUUUCCUUCCAGUAAACUUCCUGCAGUCUAUAGAGUUUAUUUGGUUUAUAGGUACGUUCACUAUUCAUUUCUCCAGACUCUGAUUUUUCUGCUGUUUGAUGACCGAGCCACAAUAUAGUCGAGAUGCAUAAUAUUAUAAAACAAGUCUGCUUGUUCCUGGUCAUUGAGCUUGUGUUUGUGAUUGUCGCCGUGGCUGACUCGACAAUGAAUCCUCUCCCUUGUUAAUGAUAGAUGACAUGGGUGUUCCAGUGGUAUGGCCGGUACGUCUCUCCAGUGUGGCGAUAAUUUAGCACCAAGACAUGUCAAAAAUGUAGUAAUUAAUAAAUAUUUACAUGAUUCGGUGUACAUAACUAUUUUGGAACCAGGAAAUACUGUAGCUCCUCCUUUGAAAAUAAAAUUCUUUGCAUGUUUCAUCCUUGGUUUGAUAAUUGCUUUGUAGUUUACAAAAAUGAUCGUAUAAAUUUGAUUGCAGUGACAACAUAUACAUAUAUAUAUAUUUCUUUUGUAGUAAUGUGUUCUGACUUUGUGUUUCUGUUAGUGAGGGAAUCAUCGGUCUUCGGUUUUCUGAGAUGUUCCAGUAUAAAAGUACAGUCAAAGUCUUAGCUUGGACAGAAGUGAUCCAUUAUUAUAUAGUAGUUUUGCUGCGUGUAGGUUUGGCUGAUCUUGAAGCCAGGGUUAUGGUGGGAUUUGUUCAAGUGUUCAUAACUUAACAGUGAUUUGGGACACUUUAUGUUCUCCAUACAUAUUUUGAAUUGAUUAUAUUAUUACAUACGAGUACCAGAGAGAAGACAAAACAAAGAUGAUGGACAGAAAGGAGGGAGGAGUUCAUUAACAUUUUCUUGCCUUUGUGUUUUGUUAAUCUCAUUUUUAAUGGGUGCAUUUUGCCUCCAUUUUGGUAGGAAGAUGGUAUGUCUUCUGUGGGCUGAGUGGCAUGAUAUGGUCCUUCAAAGUUAUUGCCUUAUCUGCACAAGUAGCACUUGGAGGGACAUUCAGUAAAGGAAUCUGUAAUAUUGCUUGUACAUGAAGACUUAAAAUAUAUCUUUAUGCACUGUGAA
Molecule: messenger RNA, 11071 nt
Organism: Cryptotermes secundus
Lineage: Eukaryota; Metazoa; Arthropoda; Insecta; Blattodea; Kalotermitidae
Gene: mask
Product: ankyrin repeat domain-containing protein 17
Biological process (GO): innate immune response
Cellular component (GO): cytoplasm
Molecular function (GO): RNA binding; protein binding
Source: RefSeq, a predicted model, not a curated record